CGUGCAAUGAGAGAGAAAGAUGAGAAUUUUGGGAUCCGAGAAAAACCUUUGUGUGGCUGUGGCAGUGGGGAGAGAAGAAGACAGCUCACUCUCAGGCUCAAGCUUGUGUCGCAGAGAAGGUGAGAGCAAGAAGGAGAGAGCCCCACUCAGCAACCACCAGCUCACCACCACCACCUCCUCUUCCACUGUUCAGGAUAUUAUCGCCAUUUUCUAUUUCAUCUCUCUCUCUCUCUCUCUCUCUCUCUCUCUCUCUCAUAUAAAGUGCUGCCCCUGAACCUGAAAUCCCUCUUCGCGAUCCCCAAUUUCUUCGAAAUUUUCCGGAGAAUUUCGUUGUUUCCAAAGAGUUUGUCUAACAAUUGAUACAUGCAUGAAUCUGCCUCUGCUUUUUAGUUUCUUUUAAUCUGCUCUCUUGUGCUGCUGCUUGUCUACUGGAUCUGGAGUUUCUCAAACUUUAGAGACCUUUUUGAAGUUUAAGAUCAUUGAUUUUUUGUUAGCAUCCAUCAAUUCUGUACGUAGAAGGCGAUUCAUCAUAAAUUCAUACCAUAGGGGACGCGCCGUGUAUGUUUAAUUAGACGCCAGAUUCUUUGACAUUCUAGCAAUUGUCUUCUUUGUGUGAUCAGCGGUCUGUUGUUCAUAUGGGCUCUGGUAGGAGGCGAUUCAACUCCCACGAACGAGAUAUUGCCUUGCGAACCCUGCGUAUCGAACUAUUAGUUGAUUGAGAUGUCAUUGAAGGGCUUCGUACGCGAGCUUAGGGGGAUACGAGAUGACAUUAGCACCUUAUCCAUUGGAAAAUUACAUGCAAAGGGAAUGGGCCGCCGUGGGCGAGCGCACAUUGCUCCGGAAGGUGGAUCUGAAUUGCCGUGUGAAGUGACUGAUCAGAGCCCAUGGGCAAACUUGCCCCCAGAAUUGCUCCAUGACAUAAUUAAGCGUGUUGAGGCCAAUGAGACCUCUUGGCCUGCCCGGAGGGAUGUUGUUGCUUGUGCUUCUGUCUGCAAGUCUUGGAGAGAGAUUACAAAAGGAAUUGUUAAGACGCCUGAGCAAUGUGGCUGCCUUACUUUCCCAAUCUCAUUAAAGCAGCCGGGUCCAAGAGAUUUUCCUAUUCAAUGCUUUAUUAGGCGGGAAAGGGCAACUUCGACAUAUCUCUUGUAUCUUGGUUUGAGCCCUGCUCUGUCUGGUGAUAUGAGUAAACUGUUAUUAGCAGCAAAGAAAAUUAGACGGGCAACAAGUACUGAUUUUCGAAUAUCCUUCAUUGGAAGUGAUUUCUGUCCAAGCAGCAAUACCUAUGUUGGAAAACUGAAGUCUAAUUUCCUGGGAACCAAAUUCACCAUUUAUGAUAGUCAGCCUCCACAUCCAGCAAUGCGAUCCAACUGUAAGCCACACAGAAAAAUCCAUUCAGUCCAGGUUUCUCUGUUGGUACCUGCUAGAAACUACAAUGUGGCCACCAUUUCUUAUGAGCUAAAUGUCCUUCGAACCAGAGGCCCAAGGAGAAUGCAGUGCACCAUGCACUCAAUUCCCAUCUCUUCAAUUGAAGUAGGGGGAACUACCCCUGCUCCUACAGAAUUCAUAAGUUCUAGUGAUGAGCGAAUUCCUCCAUCAACCAUUUCAAAAUCAAAGGAUUCACUUAUUGAAUUCAGCUCAACUAGCCUUGCUCAGUCAAAUGAACAAAUUUGCAGCAGAAAAGAUCCCUUGGUUUUGAAAAAUAAAGCACCAAGAUGGCAUGAGCAGCUGCAGUGCUGGUGUCUAAAUUUCAAAGGACGCGUCACUGUGGCCUCUGUUAAGAAUUUCCAGCUGGUGGCAGCUGUGGAGCUUGGCCAAAAUGUGCCAGCGGAAGAACAGGAAAAAGUUAUUCUACAAUUUGGAAAGAUUGGGAAAGACAUCUUCACCAUGGACUAUCGCUACCCACUGUCUGCAUUCCAAGCCUUUGCUAUCUGCUUGAGUAGCUUUGACACUAAACCAGCUUGUGAAUGACUACAAAUUCACGACCAUCUCGGGCCAAAUUCCCAUUAGUCUUCCCUGAAAUUUUGUUGUAUAUAUUUUCUUUAAAGGAAGCACUUAAAGCGUUGCCUUCUGUCAUCAUCUCUGCUAGUGCAUGCACGUCACAUCUACAUGAGUUUGCAACUUAUAUUUAUUUUAAUAAAAUGUAGUUCCAGA
Molecule: messenger RNA, 2151 nt
Organism: Hevea brasiliensis (rubber tree)
Lineage: Eukaryota; Viridiplantae; Streptophyta; Magnoliopsida; Malpighiales; Euphorbiaceae
Product: tubby-like F-box protein 5
Exons: 6
Coding region: 721-1968 (415 amino acids)
Molecular function (GO): protein binding
Source: RefSeq, a predicted model, not a curated record